Molecule: messenger RNA, 930 nt
Organism: Penicillium subrubescens
Lineage: Eukaryota; Fungi; Ascomycota; Eurotiomycetes; Eurotiales; Aspergillaceae
Exons: 4
Coding region: 1-930 (309 amino acids)
Cellular component (GO): cytosol
Molecular function (GO): aldose reductase (NADPH) activity
Source: RefSeq, a predicted model, not a curated record
AUGGCAGAGAUAAUUCAGACGAAGGACUUUUUUUUAAACACCGGGGCAAAGAUCCCCGCGAUCGGCUUUGGGACCUGGAAGGCUGGCCCCGGCGAGGCAGCUGCAGCCGUUCAAGCUGCAUUUGAAGCAGGAUAUAGACACUUUGACUGUGCUCCUUUAUACGGAAAUGAAGCAGAAAUAGGGCAGAUAUUCAAGACUACCCAAGUACCACGGAGUGAAUAUUUUGUAACGACAAAACUCUGGUCGUCUGAUCACCGCCGCAUUCAAUCAGCGCUUCAGAAAUCUCUCGAUGACUUGUGCCUAGACUACGUCGACCUCUAUCUUAUGCACUGGCCCGUCACAUUACCUACCUCUACUACUCCCGAGACAUAUGGAAAAGAGGAUCGCACCGUCCACGACCCUGAUUGGGACUUCAUCGACACUUGGCGCGAGAUGGAGAAGCUACUCGCGACUGGAAAAGUAAAGGAUAUUGGGGUAGCUAACUUUUCGACAGUCAAUAUGAGCAAGCUCCUUGGUAGCUGUAAAGUUAUCCCGGCCGUGAAUCAGACAGAGAUACAACCAUUGCUUCCCCAAAAGAAGCUCAACGCACUGUGUCAACAACACGGUAUUCACCAGACAGCAUUUGGUCCACUAGGUGGCAGUGGAAGUACGCUUCAUGAGGAUCCAAUUGUGAACACAAUCGCCAAGAAGAGAGGCUGCAGCUCUGGAAAUGUUUUGCUUAGCUGGGGUGUGAGAAAGGGCUGGAGUGUGAUCCCUAAAAGCACGAAUCCGACACGAAUUGCAUCCAAUCUACAGAAAUGCUUUCAUAUGGACGACGAUGAGACCGCGCAGAUUGACAAUUUGGUUACAACACUAGGAGGAAAGCGAUUCAAUCGUCCAAACUGGGGGACGACCGUUUUCCACGACGAUCAAGAGGCGAACGUGCAGUAA